Paramormyrops kingsleyae is the source of this 5284-nucleotide messenger RNA. It is a transcript of the gene lrrc3ca, whose product is annotated as leucine rich repeat containing 3Ca. The record is from RefSeq and is a predicted model, not a curated record. Gene Ontology annotation, molecular function: protein binding. NCBI's taxonomy places the organism in Eukaryota, Metazoa, Chordata, Actinopteri, Osteoglossiformes, Mormyridae. Gene Ontology annotation, cellular component: plasma membrane.
GGUGCAUUUGCAUCGCCGCGGGCAAACUGGGCGUGCAGCUUCUCACGGAGGAGCGCGCUCUGGAUGCGGAGAGGGCGCGACCACUUUGAAGACUCGUCUCUCCCCCAUCCCGCUCGGACUAAAUAAAUACGGAGGGAUCAGAUGCCAAGAAGCGGCAAUUUGUAUCGUUUAAAAAGAGUGAGAUAACGGGGCAGGGCGAUAAAACAAGAGAUCCAAGGCAGUGCCUUCAAAGAAGAAAAAGAAGUUUGUUCAGUCUGGCCAUAGAAGAUGCUUUAACCCAGCACAUGAUAAUUUUACUAGCUGUACGAUUUUUAAAUGGAUUGAUAUGAUUACAACAGCAUCUAUCCACUGGCAACGAAAAACGGACACCAAGGAUCCAGCAUUAUUACCAAGUCAUCAAACGAUACCUAACAAGCGAAAAUACUCCUGGUAUCUCACCGGGGGUCUUCGGAGAAAGCCUGUGUCAUCGUAGCAUUUUUUCCCCAUUUAAAGACGAACUUGGAUGGUGUGAGAGCCUGUUGCUUUCAGGAAACGUACCUACCUUAUAUAUCAGUUUGGUGCAGGCUGACCGGCUGGAGGACUGUCUCGCUCAUACCCUCUGCCUCUCCCAGCUGCUUGGGGGCUGAGUCCUCCCAGGAGCAUGCCGGUAUCCCAUCAUGCCACUGCCCGCAGACCGGCUGCUGCGCCACUCGGUGGUCACGUGUCUGCUGCUGCACAGCCUGGUGCUCAUGGCCUUCUGCUUCCACCACGCGGCCACCAGCUGCUCCAAGAGGUGCUACUGCUCCGAGAGCGAGACCUGGGGGAAGACGGUGCGUUGCAGCAGCCUGCGCCUCACCGAGGUUCCCCAGGACAUACCUAAUGACACCCGCCGCCUCUACCUGGACUUCAACCUCCUCACCACCAUUCCGACCAACACCUUCCUGGAGCUCCCUUUACUCAGCGAGCUGGAUCUCUCCCAUAACGAGUUGGUCCAGCUGGAGCCCGGGGCCUUCCAAGGCCUCACAGAGUCCCUCCAGGUCCUGGACCUGUCCUCCAAUAAGCUCAUGACGCUGAACCCAGAAGCCUUUGCACACAUCCGGGCCCGCGCCAACCUCACCUACAACCCAUGGCACUGCGACUGCAACCUGCAGAGGGUAAUGCCCCUGCUCGACCUGGAGCCCACCUCUCUAGCCGGCAUCGUGUGCCAGACCUCAGAACCCGAGGACGUGGGGGCCCAGGGGACGCCAUUCCUGCUGGCCAAGGACCUGGACCUCUGCGUGGUGCUGAAGAAGACCACCGACGUGGCCAUGCUAAUCACCAUGUUUGGUUGGUUCACCAUGGUCAUAUCUUACCUGGUUUACUACGUGCGGCACAACCAGGAAGACGCACGGCGCCACCUGGAGUACCUCAAGUCCCUGCCCAGCAAGCAGGGCAGGUCAGAGGAGUCUUCCACCAUCAGCACUGUGGUGUAGAGAAGGGGCUCUCAGCAUGUCUGCCCAGCUGUUGCCCCUUACAAAGUGUCGGGGGGGGGGGGGGGGCCCCUUGGUCAUUUUUGCCGAUCGUGCAAAAGUUGGUAGUAUUUUUUUAUGGCCGGCAAAAUGUAUUCACCAAGCCACAUUUGCCUAAUAUAGAUUUGGGGCCCACUAGAGGCUGCUUGGUGAGACCCUGGUGUAGGGGAACCUGGGGGACUGGGGGGGCAGCCUCUGGACUCUGGGGUCCUGGUGACGCGGCGGGCCGGUUGUGCCGUGGCGGCGGCUAAUCAUGGUUUACCUUUGCACUGGUGUGGAGGGUGUAGUGGCUCCGAGAGUCCAUGUAGGAAGUAGCGGGCUAUCUAAUUCGGAUUAAUAAUUCAUCCCGGAGCAGCCUAUUAAGAUCCCGCAGUAGCUGAGUGGCUCCCCUACUGCAUGCGCUCAGGAAUUGAAGACACAAACCACGAGGGUCUCAUCACUGCACCGUCUCGGAGAGCCGCGCGAGAGGCCAACCGAGAUUCCUGGCAAUUCCAGCAAUACUUCCCCCCUCCCUUAUAUCUCCCAGAGCCCUCCUUCCAACAUCAGAUGUCAUGGUGAACCAAGGUCACACAUGUAUGAACUGGAUGUAUGAUGCCGUGUCCAUAUCUCCAGCCAAUCUGGCUUUUUUUGAUUUUUUUUGUUGCAUUGGAUACAGUGUUUCUAACAAGUUUUAACUUUAAUGUCAGUUAAAAUGUAAAUAAACCAAAUGGAAGCAUCUCCUCGUUCGUCCUGUGAUCAGAUUGUCUAUGCAUUGCUAUAUCGAUGGUGUGCAUUAUUGACAAGUAGGACACGAUCAUACAUUUCAAAUACAUUUCGCCAACUUUUUAUUAAAUGGAUUCGUAAGACCCAUCACAUGAUUGGUUGCCGGUUGCAGUUGCUAAGGAAAUACAGGUCUUGCUGUUGGACAUGGUUCAGAAGUGACAAAUUACAGCACUGAUGUGAGCUGUCUGUCUUCCUGUUGGGCUAAAAUGUGCCUUUUCUUUGGCACGUGACAAAUAGGCUACAUUCAGUUGUUAUGUCUACAGCAUAGAUUUUGUACUGGGUAACAAUUAUGGUAAUUAUAUUAUUUGGUAGUGUUUUUUUUUUAAAAUUCCCUCAGGAAUAUUUUCGGUUGUUUUAUUGGUGUCAAGGACGUUGCCUCAGGCUUUAUUUGGUUCAUGGUACUGAGCAUCAAUUAAUAUUUCAUGCACUAAUCCAUUCCCGAUUCAGAGGCAAGAAUUCCAUUUUAAAUUCCCAUGUGAUCACAAUGCCCAUGUGCUGAGUGACACGAGAGUAAAAGGGCAGAAAUUUCCUGCUGGGUUUCCCUGUUCCGGUCUCUGAAACAUGGGGCUGCCGGGAUCCCUGUGGCAGGCGUAGCUGAGAAAGUCAGACCCUCAAAGUCACGUGUUCAUGACACCCAGACGGCAUCACCACAUCUCGCAGCUGUUCUUCACGUUUUUUCCACCGAUGGUCAUUCAAGCAAGAAAAUCAAUAUCUUAUGUCCUCUUACGGUUGACAGCAGUCACUGCUCAUUCCCAGUACAAGCUGGAACACUUAAGCUCAGAGACAUGUACCCCUUAGUUUUAAUCCAAGUUGUUUGCCUUUCCUGAUCAUAGCAAAGCAGAGGCCAACAAUGAAAUUCUUAUGGUAAAUGGACUGCAUUUAUAUAGCACUUUUCUACUCCUACGAGUACUCAAAGCGCUUUAUAAUACAUGCCUCACAUUUAUCCAUCCACACACUGGUGGCAAAGCCUGCCAUGCAAGGUGCCAACCUGCACAACAGGAGCAAUUUGGGGUUCAGUGUCUUGCUCAAGGACACUUUGAUGGGGUUAGGAGGAAACAGGGCUCGAACCUGCAACCCUCUGGUUGCCAAAUGAUAGCACUACCUCCUCGUCUUCCCCAGAGUAUGUAUUCAGUUCAGUCGCAGGUGAGGAAGCAUCUAGAAGGAGAGCAUGUAGUCCAGCAUUUGUCCCGUGGAAAGGUGCACGUGACCAGCAAAGUUCCCCUUAGGGGACAGGUGUCAGAGGUCAUGUGCACUAACACUGUCACCAAGAAACUGGAAACAUCUUCUGGAAUUACCGGUGAGCAGGUGCUAUGUGUGCAUGUUUCUCCUUUCUCUUUAGAAGGGUCCUCAGCACCAGGAGCAGUAGGGUCGGGCAGAGACUCGGUGGGUCUCGGAGCUACACAGAACACAGAACUUGGACAGCACCCAUAGAAAGCCCGGCACAUCCUCACCCUCCCAGUAUGCAGCUGGGUUCCCCUGAAGCCACGCCAGACCACGGACUAGCCACCUGCACGCACAGGUCUUUCCCUGGGAUGAUGCAUGUAAACAAUAUUGCCUGUGAAAUAUGACUCAUGCAACCUUCCACGCUGUCAAGCUUGUCGAUUGCUGUUCGGUCUCUAUCGAGUAACGGGUAGCGUUACAGCAGUGUCGGUGUGGUGGAGUGAUGCUGUCAGGUCUGCCGGAUGUCUCUGAUCGCCACGUGGGACCGGUGAGGACGUAAAAGGUCACCUCCUCAGGCAAGGAGACACCAGCCUGUAACCUUAAAUUAUGGACACACAAAUGAGAAACUCGAUAACAAAAUAAAUGAACAAAUAAACAGCCGAUUGAAAAGGAAAAACAUUUUUUAGCAUUUUCUUUAUGUCUACUGUAUACCAUAUUUUUACCAUGCAUAUUUCAAUAUGUUGAUUUAAUCCAUUUUUGAUGAGCCAGAAUUCACAAAGCUAGUCAAUAGACCUUUGUCCCAAGAGGCUGUGGUUUAAGUCCAACAAAAGACUAACUGUGGCUUUCAGCUUUUACCUAUUUUUUUAAGAUAUUGACUUUUUUAAGGGCAGUCAAAGUAAAUCUCAAGUUCCAGCUGCCAUGGCAAACAUCUGAUGGUGUCCUCUAAGGACAGAGUGUCGAUAAACAGUCUAUGGGUUCUAAGACUGACAGCUCUUCCCACAGAGACUCUGUUGGAGCUUUUCCACUGCCACCAAGAACCGAGCCGUACCACAAAGAGACGGUUUUGUAAAUUAUGUGAAUCGUACCCACACUGACAUGGGCCUGCUUAUUUGCAAGGCCGAAAGUAUGACCAAAUCGAACUGGUUGUGCCACCACCAUCUGAUUAGUUGAAAUGCAUGGAGAUACUGUUGAUCUGUGUCAAUAUGAAUGGAUUAUAUAAAGGAACAAAGGGCAUAUUCAAUAUAAUAUUCAUUCUUUAUAGUAUCGCACAUCGCACAUGUAUUUAUGCAUUCCCGAUAAUUUGGAACUUGAAAAUUUCCAACCUCCUACUUAAAAAAAUACUAGAGAGCAGCUGAACGGAAUGUAUUUGUGAUGCAAAUUUACACAAGCUAAUGAUAAUUCCGUUAGUGUCACAGAUGUAGAAAUCAGCACGUAGGAACCGUAAGGAAAAGUAGUAAAGAUGCCCCAAUGUUCUUGGUUCAUCAUUUGAAUACAGUGUUAGCAAUUUAUGAUCAUAAGGAGGUCGGGGAGAGAAAUGGGAGUUCCAUUAGGCACCACUAGGGUGCUAAGGAAGUAACUGAAUUUUCAGUGGCCAGAGAAGUGACUGAGUACCAUUUACUCUCACGGGAAAUCUCUGUCCUGUCCUGCCCCAUCGCUGCCUCAGGAUCCUCACACUCCAGGAGGUCACUCUUUAUAUUCAAACUCACAACACUUACACAAAGCACUUUGUUGGGGAGGGUGUUUUGGGGCAUAAAGGGGGGUGAAGAACUGCCCUUAAUUUGUAUUUGAGCUGCCUUUGAUUUUGCCCGGUGUGUGUCUACACUGUAUUACAUUAUAUUAUUUUAACUGUUCAAUAAACCAUCGUUUUGCUGAAA